GUUCCUCUUGGGCAGGACCCAGCACCAGAGCGUCGCUGCUCCGCCGGCUGUGCGACAUGACCCAGCUGCUGCGUGCCGCAGCCGGGCGAGGGAAGUGGACCAGAUCCAGUGCGGCCAGGAGGGCUGCGUGCCUGCUAGCUGCGGCAUACGGGCUGAAGAUCCUCUACCCCGUCCUCCGCAAGCGCCUGCAGCAGACAGCUUGCGAAAAGGGCUUGCAGGCUGCCUGCCGGGCCGGAGGGGGCGAGGAGCCGCUGCAGUGCAGCCGGAUCCGGGGCAGAGCCUCUCCGGCAGUGAAUGCGGAAUUUUUCAGGCAGCUGCUGGAACUUCGCAAGAUCCUCUUCCCGAAGCUGGUGAGCGCCGAAUCGGGCUGGCUCUGCCUCCACUCGGUGGCUCUGGUCUCUCGGACCUUCCUCUCCAUCUACGUGGCCGGGCUGGAUGGGAAGAUCGUCAGGAGCAUCGUGGAGAAGCAGCCCAGGAGCUUUGCCAUCAAAUUAAUCAAGUGGCUGAUGAUUGCAAUCCCUGCCACUUUCGUGAACAGCGCCAUUCGGUACCUGGAGUGCAAGCUGGCCCUAGCCUUCCGCACUCGCCUAGUGGAUCAUGCUUAUGAGACCUACUUUGCCAACCAAACUUACUACAAGGUGAUCAAUAUGGAUGGGAGGCUGGCGAAUCCCGACCAGUCCCUGACCGAGGACCUCAUGAUGUUCUCCCAGUCGGUGGCACACCUGUACUCCAACCUGACCAAGCCCAUCUUGGAUGUUGUGCUGACGUCCUACAGUCUUAUCCAGACUGCCAGGUCCCGAGGAGCAAGUCCUAUUGGGCCUACGUUGCUAGCAGGGCUUGUGGUGUAUGCUACAGCGAGGGUGCUUAAAGCGUGCUCACCCAAAUUUGGCAAGCUGGUCGCUGAAGAAGCUCACAGAAAGGGUUAUCUGCGGUAUGUCCAUUCUCGGAUUAUAGCCAAUGUGGAAGAGAUUGCCUUUUACAGAGGACACAAGGUGGAAAUGAAACAACUACAGAAAAGUUACAAGGCUUUGGCAGACCAAAUGAACCUCAUAUUGUCCAAACGUUUAUGGUACAUCAUGAUAGAGCAGUUCCUGAUGAAGUAUGUUUGGAGUAGCUGUGGUUUGAUUAUGGUGGCUGUACCUAUCAUCACAGCAACUGGAUUUGCAGAUGGAGAGUUAGAAGAUGGCCAGAAACAAGCUAUGGUCAGUGAGCGAACGGAAGCCUUUACCACUUCACGAAAUCUGUUGGUCUCUGGAGCAGAUGCCAUUGAAAGGAUUAUGUCCUCUUACAAAGAGGUCACGGAGUUAGCAGGCUACACAGCUCGAGUGUUUAACAUGUUUUCAGUCUUUGAUGAAGUGAAGAGAGGCAUUUACAAAAGAACUGCUGUUAUUCAAGAGAUUGAAACCUACCACAAGAACGAAGAUAAAGCAGAAAAACACAUUGAUGGCCCGUUGGAAAUCAAGGGAAAAGUUAUUGAUGUUGAUCAUGGAAUUAUUUGUGAAAAUGUUCCUAUUAUUACCCCAAAUGGAGAUGUGGUGGUUUCCAGACUUAACUUCAAAGUACAGGAAGGAAUGCAUCUUUUAAUCACUGGUCCCAAUGGUUGUGGAAAGAGUUCUCUUUUCAGGAUUUUAAGUGGUCUAUGGCCAGUCUAUGAUGGUGUUCUCUACAAACCGCCUCCCCAGCACAUGUUCUAUAUCCCACAAAGGCCCUACAUGUCCAUUGGAACACUACGUGAUCAAGUCAUUUAUCCAGACUCAGUGGAUGACAUGCAUGAAAAAGGAUACCAAGACCAGGAUCUAGAAUGCAUCCUACACGUUGUUCAUCUGUAUCACAUAGUUCAAAGAGAAGGAGGCUGGGAUGCUGUGAUGGACUGGAAAGAUGUCUUGUCAGGAGGUGAAAAGCAGAGGAUGGGCAUGGCUCGCAUGUUUUAUCAUAAACCAAAAUAUGCAUUGUUGGAUGAAUGUACGAGUGCUGUAAGCAUUGAUGUUGAAGGGAAAAUAUUCCAAGCUGCAAAAGGUUCUGGGAUAUCCUUGCUUUCUAUCACACACAGACCUUCUCUUUGGAAGUACCACACUCACUUGUUGCAAUUCAAUGGAGAAGGGGGCUGGCGUUUUGAACAAUUGGACACUGCUAUCCGCUUAUCACUCAGUGAGGAAAAACAAAGACUCGAAUCCCAGCUUGCAGGAAUUCCUGAAAUGCAGCAGAGACUGAAUGAACUUUGCAAAAUCUUGGGAGAAGAUUCAGUGCUUAAAACAAUGGCUAAAGAGGACUAAAUAUCUAAUUUAUGUUUGAUAUUUUAAUUAUUUUUAGUUAAAAGCUUUAUGAAUUUAAAGAUACUUGUUUGCAUGCAUUGUGGUAGGCUAAGAACACUGAGAAACAUAGCAGAAAAUAGUGCUUUAUAAGAUUUUAGUAUUAGGGAAGAAAACUUGAACCCUGAAAAGUAGAUCAGCAAAUGCACUGUGUCCAAGAUUAGUCAUAACAGCUUACAGUAAUUCCUAGUGAAAGCCCAAUUCACUGCACAAAGUUACCAGCACAGUUAGAUUUACUUUGUGAAUUCUUGCUUCGAGUUGGCAAUCUGGCAUGAAAGCACAUUCUGCCUGUCAUGUGCAUAUGAUAUGCCUGCUAACCAAAGUAAAUAUGGCAUGUAACUCAGGCAUGGAGCAACACAAGGCAGGCUGUGGGUGAGUAUGUAAAUUCAUGUAAAAAUCUAAUUUGGGUACAAGGAAACAUUUCUGUCCAUGUAAAACAGAUCUCUUCCUCAGCUGAGACAUGUGCAUGUUAUUAGCUGCAUAUCUGUAGGAAAUAACAUGACUGGCAACCCAAAAGACAACUGUCAUAACAGCCAUUCAACUGUCCUUUCUGUCAAUUAACAGAGAUUUAACAAGAUAAAUAAUACACAAAGUACAAGUGUGCCACAAUGCAUUAUUUAAGACGCUUUUUUCCCCUUAAGACAUUUACUUUAAUUCCUAGUAACCUUCAAGGGAUUAUGUUUGCUUUGGCAGCUAAGGCACUGAAUCCUGAGUUGUGUGUUGUGGGUUUGGUUCCUGGCUCUGCCACCUACCUGCUGUGACCUCGAGCAAGUCACUAUCCCCGCCUCAGUUUCCCUAUCUGUAAACUUUCGCAGGCACUUUGUGAUUGGCUGAUGAACAGGCCUUUCUAAGACCCAAAUAUUCUUAUGAAUACAUCCUUUAGUUUUCAUGAUCUACCACCCUGAUAAUAAAAAUGCCCAGAAAUUAGAGAGCUCUUUAAAAUAUUAAAGAACUCUAUAACCAUCAGUUAAUGUACACAGACCCUUAAGAAAUACAUAAACAUGGCUGCCCUCACUUACGAAUGGCAGACCACACAAGUUCACAGUCAUGUUUUCAGAAGUCUGUAGUUGUGUGUACACCUCUGUUUUUUACCUCAGUGGGAGCUGUGGCUGCUCUGAAUCUUUGACAGUCAGCCUCACAGUGCCUCAGGUGCAGCAUGCUUCUGAAAAGACUGACCUUCUGAGCACUUAUGCCGAAGGCCAAACAUGUAGUGAGUCAGGCUGAGAGACUGGAAUAGAUCUGAUGCACUCCAGUUCCUCAAGAACACACUGGCUCUGUGCCUCUGACCUUCCUGAUACAAGUUUCCUAUUAUUUUACUUGGCAGCAGCACAAAUGUAAGAUGAAGAAACUGCAGUCCAGAAAUAUGCAACUGUCCCUUCCCCCUCUGGUGUAACAGGCUGCUCACAGGGGACAGUCCUGGAAGGUAGAACAGGAACUUUUGAAGGUGGUUAGUCUUCAGAAAUGAGAGAGGCUAAUCAGAGAGAAACCAGGUCUGAAGCUUGGUGGGUCUGUUUCACUUAAAAUAAGAGAGAGGUUAAGUUAGAGAAUUGCUAUGUGACUGUUGCUUUUGCAGGCUGACACAGCUCAGUUGCAAAUACCAACAAAGUGUUAAGGCUCAGGGAGAGGUUUUAGGCCAUUUUCUUAGCUGUGCUCACUGCUAGAGCUUCGUGCGGUAUGUCAGACUGGAGUUCCAGUGACAUGAG
Molecule: messenger RNA, 4012 nt
Organism: Pelodiscus sinensis (Chinese soft-shelled turtle)
Lineage: Eukaryota; Metazoa; Chordata; Testudines; Trionychidae
Gene: ABCD2
Product: ATP binding cassette subfamily D member 2
Biological process (GO): fatty acid beta-oxidation; very long-chain fatty acid catabolic process; long-chain fatty acid import into peroxisome
Cellular component (GO): peroxisomal membrane
Molecular function (GO): ATP hydrolysis activity; ATP binding; long-chain fatty acid transmembrane transporter activity
Source: RefSeq, a predicted model, not a curated record